AUGGCGCCAAAGAACAAAAGCAAACCCUCGUCCUCGGCCGCCUCCAAGGACACCGGCGACAAGGACAAGGGCAAGGGCAAACUCAAGCCCGCAACCAGCAUCAACGUGCGCCACAUCCUGUGCGAGAAACACAGUAAGAAAGAAGAGGCGCUUGAGAAGAUCAGGGCUGGGGCUCGCUUCGAUGAUGUCGCGCGCGAGUGUAGUGAGGAUAAGGCUCGUCAGGGCGGCUCUCUAGGCUGGAAAGUGCGCGGAAGCCUGAUGCUCGACUUUGAGAAGGUUGCAUACGAACUCGAGCCCUCGACGACUGGGGCGCCGAAGAUCGGAGAGGUCAAGACCAGCGAGGGGUAUCAUAUUAUUAUGGUUGAGGGGCGUAAGUAA
Molecule: messenger RNA, 378 nt
Organism: Didymella exigua CBS 183.55
Lineage: Eukaryota; Fungi; Ascomycota; Dothideomycetes; Pleosporales; Didymellaceae
Product: FKBP-like protein
Exons: 2
Coding region: 1-378 (125 amino acids)
Biological process (GO): rRNA processing
Molecular function (GO): DNA binding; peptidyl-prolyl cis-trans isomerase activity
Source: RefSeq, a predicted model, not a curated record